AUGCAUGUCCAGUCUGCGAAAAGAAUGGAAGAUAAUGUACCCGCCAGCACUUUAAAAGAGGGCCAAUGGAUCCCAAUUCUACAGCAAGUUUUGUGGAACUUGUUUGCUGAGCAGAAAGACUCGAUUACGACGACUACACCUAUGUCUUUCAAAAUUGUAUCGUCCUGCAUUCUGCUCGCAUUUUACGCGCUCAGUGGAAUCGCAAGUCCUGUUGGUACUAGCACCACCGAGGAAUUAGUGAGGACUCCUGUGGGCCUGGUCCCGAAGUCAAACGUUCAUAUGGUCCCCGAAGGUGGCAAGAUCAUCCAUUCGGAUACGGAAAUACGUCUGCUCAAUGCUGAUGGCUCGCUCUUCCACACCGCGCCGUUGAAUAAAAAUGCUCGUUUGAACUUCCCAACCCCCCAAAAUCGCACCGCCCAUCGUCGAAACCUCGAGGAUGCAACAGUCGCAGCGUUCGCAGCUGUAAACAGUAUAGGAGGGUUCGAAGGAAAUUGGGUACAACCACCAUUGCCUCAAGUCCAGAGCGGCCAGCUCCUCAUGUAUUUUGCCGGUAUUGCUCCAUCCAAUAUCGACGCUCUCAUCAUACCUACUCUGCAAUAUGGGGUUUCUGCCGCUGGUGGCGGGACAUUCUGGAGUCUCGUGUCGUGGUUUAUCUCUGGAGAUCAAGUCGCGCAUUCCAACCUCACUCAACUCGGAGCAGGCACGGUCCCCAUCGAUUCAUUCGUAGUGAACGAGGACGAGUUCUUGGCCACACCUCCAGCACAUGCCUGGUUCUGUGGCUUCUCAGGAUUCCAGGCAGCAGGUCUGAACGUCCAGACACUGGAGAAUUUCAACACGGCCGUUGUGGCACUCGAGAUCACUGGAGGAAAUGAUAUUGGAAACUUGCCCAAUGAACCGACAGACCUUAACCAAAUUUUCAUUCUGGAUGCCAAUUCAAACGGAAUUUUCCCAAUCCCGUGGCAAUUCGGGCAAGAUACAGCCGACGGAAUCACCAUUGUCAGGCCUCCCAAUAACUUGAAUGGCGAUGAGACUUUGGUUUUCGAGUAUUAA
This is a messenger RNA of Psilocybe cubensis, 1050 nucleotides long. RefSeq lists its product as uncharacterized. The transcript has 3 exons. Bases 1 to 1050 code for a protein of 349 amino acids. The record is from RefSeq and is a predicted model, not a curated record. Lineage: Eukaryota; Fungi; Basidiomycota; Agaricomycetes; Agaricales; Agrocybaceae.